Molecule: messenger RNA, 1093 nt
Organism: Paramecium tetraurelia
Lineage: Eukaryota; Ciliophora; Oligohymenophorea; Peniculida; Parameciidae
Exons: 4
Molecular function (GO): oxidoreductase activity, acting on the CH-OH group of donors, NAD or NADP as acceptor; NAD binding
Source: RefSeq, a predicted model, not a curated record
AUGAUUAAACUUUUAGGCAGAUUUGCAUUCAAUACAAUAAAACAACCCUCAGUAGCUGUGUUCAAUACCAAGAAAUAUGACAUAGACUACCUAACAAAAGUCAAUACAAGUCUCCCAGAAGAAAAACAAGUCAAAUUAUCAUUUUUUGCAGAACAAUUAAAUGAGAAUAGUGCUAGACUCGCACAUGAAUGCGACACUGUUUGUUGUUUUGUAAAUGACAAAGUCUCAGCCCAAGUCUUAAGAAAGCUAUCCUCACAAGGAGUGAAUCUGGUGGCUCUAAGAUGCGCCGGAUUCAAUAAUGUCGACCUAAAGGAAGCAGACAAACUCGGAAUCAAUGUUGUGAGAGUCCCAGCUUAUUCUCCAGAGGCAGUUGCAGAAUUUUCUAUGGCUCUCCUUUUGUCUCUCAAUAGGAAGAUUCAUAAAGCCUACAACAGAACAAGGGAUCAUAACUUUGCUUUGGACGGACUCGUUGGAUCGAAUUUACAUGGAAAAACCAUCGGGUUGAUAGGUCUGGGAAAAAUAGGAAUUUGCUUUACCAAAAUUUGCAAAGGAUUCGGGAUGAAUGUCGUUGCUUACGAUCCCCACAGAGAUCCAAAACUGGCUGAAACUUUGGGAUUUACUUAUGUUGAUGAAAGCGAUAUCUUUUACUAAAGUGAUUACAUCUCCUUACAUUGUCCAUUGACACCUUAAACCAGACACAUUAUCAAUGAUCAUUCAAUAACAAAGAUGAAGGAAAAUGUAAUGAUUAUAAACACUGGAAGAGGAGCUCUAAUUGAAACCAAAGCAGUUGUUAACGCAUUGAAAAAGAAAAAAAUCGGAGGCUUAGCAAUAGAUGUUUACGAAUAAGAAGAAAAAUUGUUCUUUAAAGAUGUAAGUCAGGAAGUAUUGACUGAUGAUGUCUUAGCCAGAUUGCUCUCAUUCCCCAAUGUCAUCAUCACAGGACAUCAAGCCUUCUUCACUCACGAAGCUCUGAUGAACAUCAGCCAAACAACCCUAAAUAACAUCUACGAAUUCAAGGUCAAAGGAUCCUGUGUAAAUUAAGUCCACCCAUCAUGAGAUAAUACAUAAAUAUUAAAUUAAACGAUAUUCCAAA